Messenger RNA from Marchantia polymorpha subsp. ruderalis, 2726 nucleotides. The record is from the annotation of a GenBank genome assembly. NCBI's taxonomy places the organism in Eukaryota, Viridiplantae, Streptophyta, Marchantiopsida, Marchantiales, Marchantiaceae.
GCAGAAGUUCUCAUAUUGUCUUCCUUAUGUUGUUGACUGAUGGUGACAUCAUGGGGACCAGGACAUUCGCAUUUCGAGGACUCCAUUCUCAUUCUGAAUAUAAUGCAGGGCAACGUUUAUUCCUUGCGGUGAUUUCGAAUUUUCCACCUCCUACAAAACUGUGAACAAAGAACUUCGAACCAGCAAGUACAGCAAAACAGCACAUGCAGUAUAAUCUUCUCGAAACUUCAUGAUGCUGAAUGGACAGCGAUGACUGCAAGUCCGGUCAGUAGGUUGAGCAUAGGGAUCUAGUAUCUAGGCGAGUACAUCGGGAAGAGACUCAAUUAACAUUAUUAUGGGGACCCUGGGCCAUGCAAGAUUUUCCAGAAUCGUAAGAUUUGGACCUGCUGAGUGUGAAGCAGGAAGAAGAGAAGACGCUGCCAUUGUUUCGCGGGAUCCGUUGAAGUGAGACAGAGACUGUCUACCUGUAUGUCUGUCUCCACGGAAUUAUGGACCCCUCAUUCUAUGCAUCUCUCCUUGAAGAUGGGGGUUCCUCCGAGGAUGGACCCUCGACCUUUGCAUCAAGUUCUCAGUCUGGACCAGCUGGUGGCUCCCAGGAAAUCGGCUCGGAUAUCAAGACCCUUAUUAAGAGAUUUUAUCAAGUGGCUAUUCCAUAUUGGUACUCAGAGGAUAAGGUGCAAGCAAGAAUACGCCUGGCUCUCGUAUUCACUCUCACUCUGACGACAACCGGAAUCAGCGUUGCAUUCAGUUUUUUGAGCAGAGACUUCUACAACGCCCUUGCCAACAAGGAACCACAGAAAUUCAAGAAGCAGCUGAUUUACUACAUGUCGGCAUUUGUGGCCGGGAUACCGGUGUUUGUUAUUAGAGAUUACACGAGGGAGUUGCUCGCAGUACGCUGGCGUUCAUGGAUGACGAAGCAUUACAUCAACUGCUACUUGCAAAAUCGAACAUUUUACAACAUUCAGGCACAAUCUUUGAUAGACAAUCCUGACCAGCGCAUCGUUCAUGAUGUCACUUCAUUCACAGGAACUGCUCUGGCUUUCGCUCUGGCUUUAUUCAACGCAGCAGUGGAUCUUGCCUCCUUCUCCGGCAUUCUCUAUGGCAUAUAUCCCCCUCUGUUCUUAGUCCUCAUCGCCUACUCCCUGGUCGGCACGAUACUCAGCCUGCUACUGGGCAAGGGAUUGGUUGGCCUCAACUUUAUACAGGAAAGACGAGAUGCAGACUUUCGCUAUAAUCUAGUACGGGUGCGAGAAAAUGCAGAAUCCAUCUCUUUUUACGGAGGAGAGCAGAGUGAGAGCCGCCUCCUCCUUCGUUGUUUCAAGCAGUCCCUGGACAACUUAUAUAAACUAAUGAAAGUGUCCAGAAACUUAAACUUCUUCACAAGUGGAUAUCGAUAUUUCAUCGAGCUUCUGCCGGCCGCAGUAGUUGCACCUCUAUACUUCAGAGGAGAGAUCGACUUCGGCGUCAUCAACCAGUCCUUUUCGGCAUUCGAUCACAUAUUGGGUGACCUGUCCAUAGUCGUGUUUCAGUUUCAAUCAAUAACUGCUUUCUCUGCAGUUGUCGAUCGAUUAGGCGAAUUCAAUGACGUUUUGAAUCGACUGCACAUUGCUCACGACAGACCAGCCCUACACUCGGCUGUCAUGGAUGGUGCUCGCCCAAAAAUAUACAAAGUCGACAUAACGGACGUUUUCUCGGGCCCUGAAAAUCAGAGUCUCCCAUUACUUGCCAUCGAACAUUUGACCCUCUUCACUCCGAACUACAAUGUGACUUUGGUGGAAGAUCUAACGUUUGUCCUCCACGAAGGGGAACAUCUGCUGAUCAUGGGACCAAGUGGAAGUGGCAAGACGUCUCUUAUCAGGGCAAUUGCGGGACUCUGGGAGUCAGGGAGAGGCACAAUCAAGACGUUUGUAGCAAGUCAGCGUGAAGACGAUGUAGAAUCUCGUCGAGUCUACGGGGAGAUUGAGGAGGAGCCAAUUGAGGAAGGGCAUGCUCGCAAGAAGAGUGGCAUGAUCUUCUUCUUGCCUCAGAAACCUUACAUGGUCAUUGGUUCUCUGCGCCAACAGCUUCUGUACCCAACCUGGAUCAUGGAUGCAGACAAUGAUGCGAUGGUGUCAGGGCAAGUGUCUACGUACCCUUCAAGACCUCUGCCAACAGAUCCCGAGCUUGUGGAUGUAUUGGGCCGCGUGAGGUUGAGUUAUCUCUUGCGAGGAUAUGAAGAAUUAGACUCACACAGAGAAUGGGCCUCUACACUUUCUGAAGGUGAGCAGCAACGUAUUGCCUUCGCGCGAUUACUUCUCUCGAAGCCAAAAGUAGCUAUGAUGGACGAAUCUACCAGUGCCAUGGACGAAGAUAAUGAGGCACAAUUAUAUCGAGAGAUCGACGCAGCAGGUAUUACUUACAUAAGCGUUGCACACAGGGCAAGCUUGAAGUGUUACCACUCGAACGUUCUUACAAUGUACAAGAACAAAGAUAGUGAUAGAGGUUGUCGGUGGACAUUCCGAUGCAGUAGUGACACAUGCAGCCAUGAUUCAAUGGAUCAUUGAUUUGAAUACAUCAUUGACACAAGAUUUGCUUCAAAAAUCCGAAAUUGGGUAUGUACUGCAAGGUGUUGGUGCUUUGCGCCAACUCCCCAAUUAACAUAGUUUGAGAGGUUGUAAAUGAAAUGUGUUAGCUUUCUCUCAAGUCCCGAUUUACAUUCGGGUGACUUCGAGAUAUGUGAAGGACUA